This is a messenger RNA of Cercospora beticola, 1460 nucleotides long. RefSeq lists its product as uncharacterized. NCBI's taxonomy places the organism in Eukaryota, Fungi, Ascomycota, Dothideomycetes, Mycosphaerellales, Mycosphaerellaceae. The record is from RefSeq and is a predicted model, not a curated record.
CAUGUGGUGUUGGAUGUGCUCACCCCGAUUCUCCCUAAGCAAAGCGAUCCAAGAUGGCCAAAUCACGGAUGGGGAUGAAGGCAGCAGGACUGGCGACGAUGGCCAGUUUGGCGAGCUCCUACGCGCUGCCAGGCUCAGAUUUCUCGGGAUCGCUCUUCACAAGGCAAGGUAUCAGUGAUGCGGCAUGGCCGUACGGACCUUUCUCGACCAGCGGACGCGACGUUGUCAACGCCAGAGGAGAAGCUGUGACCUGGGCUGGUGUCAAUUGGCCUGGCAGUGGCGAGACAAUGGUGCCAGAAGGGUUGGAGUGGGCUUCUGUUGAGGACAUCAUUGACCAGAUCCACUCUGUGGGAUUCAAUUUCAUUCGCCUCACCUACGCGAUCGAGCAGGUGGAUCAGGUGUAUCUUCGCAACAUGAGCGAUGUGCCUUUGGAGGUUGCAAUGAUUAAUGCCCUAGGCUACGAGAACGGCACCAAGGUGACAAGAGAAAUUGUUGAGAAGAAUCCAGGGUGGACGAAAGACACUGGACGCUUCCAGAUCUGGGACGACAUUGCCAAGGCUGCAGCUGCCCGCGAAAUCUAUGUACAUCCGGAUGUGCAUGUUGGCAAGGCACAGUGGUGCUGUAACAACACGGAUGGCAAUGCUUGGUUCGAUGAUUACAACUUCCCGGUCGACAACUGGCAUCGAGGUCUGAAGUUUGUGGCAGAGUGGGCGAAGGGCCACUCGAACGUAGUGAGCAUGGCACUUCGUAACGAGCUCAGACGCGCGAUCAACAUGACAGAUGGCGGAAAGACCUACGACUAUAACUGGGUCACUCUCGUUGGCAAUAACACUGCUGCUACCGAUGCAAUUCACUCAGUCAAUCCCGACAUUUUGGUCAGCUGGAGUGGCAUGCAAUACGACCAAGAUCUUUCAGCUGUCACCAGCGGUCUCAACCUCCGCACGGCACCUUGCUACAAAUGUGAUGCGAUCCGUGACGGCUAUGCUGACGAGCCACUUAUAUUCAGUCUUGCCGACCAUCCUUGGGCCGAUAAGGUGUUUUACGAGCUGCACAUAUACAGCAUGACAGAAGAUCUGGACGUUACGAACAGCAACAUUACUGAAGCUCAACUGUACCGCAACGGGUUCAAUGCUCUGGGCAUCGACAAGCCAGCAGCUUGCGAGGCUAUUGGUGGUUGUCCAGAGGCAGUUCGACAGACGCCCGUCAUCAUGAGCGAGUUCGGUCAUGCCCAGGACGCAACUCUUCUGAACGAUACCUUGCAAGGCUUUAUUCGAAACUACACGACUGCAAACAACAUCAGCUGGUCAGUGUGGAGUCUUGCUGGGUCGUAUCGAAUCCGAUCUGGAGGCCAGGGUGUGCCCGACACGUGGGCCUUGGGCAAUUACGAGUGGAAUGGGUGGAACUACGACGAGGGGAUUGAACAGUGGUGGAAGCCAUGGGUUCAGGCAAUGCUUGGAUAG